CAGCGUUUCUCGAUCACAUCAGCAAACAUUCUAAUUUCAAUUCGCGAAAAUCCACAAAGCACUGUCGAAGAAAUGGAUUUGAGGUUGAUGGGUUUUGAUCACCCGCUGUUCCACCACAUCAUGGACUACGCCGGCGACGACAAGUCAUCCAACAGCAGCGGACCUUCGCAGACGUUUAUGCUCGACGCCAAGGCCAUGGCAGCCACCCCGGCGGACGUGAAGGAGUACCCCAACUCGUACGUGUUCAUCAUAGACAUGCCGGGGAUGAAGUCCGGCGACAUCAAGGUGCAGAUCGAUGGCGACAAUAUGUUGAGUAUUAGCGGGGAGCGGAAGCGUGAGGCGGAGGAGAAGGAGGGGGCGAAGUAUGUGAGAAUGGAGAGGAGGGUGGGGAAGUUAAUGAGGAAGUUUGUGCUGCCGGAAAAUGCGGAUAAGGAGAAGAUCACGGCGGUUUGCCAGGAUGGGGUGUUGACGGUGACGGUGGAGAAGCUGCCGCCGCCGGAGCCGAAGAAGCCAAGGACCAUUGAGGUCAAAAUUGCUUGAGAUGAAGAUGAGUGCUCUGUUUUUCUUGCGUGAUUAAUAAUAUAAAAUUCCUGGCUAACCCAUACACAACACUAGUAUUAAUUUUAUAUGAUUUUCACCCUCACUUAGGAUUUGAAGUCUAGUGAAAAUCAAAUGAAACAAUUAGCAUUGUAAUGAUGCUAACAAGGUAUAUUUUGUUAUGAAUAUAAUUAUUUAUAUGUGGCCAUUAUCCCAGUUAUUGUAUUUCUGGAUCCAUGAAGGAUCAAGUGUUCUUUGGAGUAUCGAAGGGUCAAGUUGGUUUCCUAUAUAUAUGCUCAUAUGUAUUCAUUUAUAUGACACCUCUGAAUGAUAUCAAUAAGAAUUCUUCCCUUCUCUCCA
Molecule: messenger RNA, 897 nt
Organism: Ipomoea triloba (trilobed morning glory)
Lineage: Eukaryota; Viridiplantae; Streptophyta; Magnoliopsida; Solanales; Convolvulaceae
Product: 17.2 kDa class II heat shock protein
Exons: 1
Coding region: 73-540 (155 amino acids)
Biological process (GO): protein complex oligomerization; protein folding; response to heat
Source: RefSeq, a predicted model, not a curated record